This is a messenger RNA of Echinops telfairi (small Madagascar hedgehog), 1460 nucleotides long. RefSeq names its product eukaryotic translation initiation factor 2 subunit alpha (gene EIF2S1). NCBI's taxonomy places the organism in Eukaryota, Metazoa, Chordata, Mammalia, Afrosoricida, Tenrecidae. Gene Ontology annotation, cellular component: eukaryotic 48S preinitiation complex; multi-eIF complex; eukaryotic translation initiation factor 2B complex. The record is from RefSeq and is a predicted model, not a curated record. The transcript has 8 exons. Bases 107 to 1024 code for a protein of 305 amino acids. Gene Ontology annotation, molecular function: RNA binding; ribosome binding; translation initiation factor activity.
GCACGCUGAGGUUCGGCUGCUGCUGCUGGAGGAGCGAGUCCGGGAUCUUUCGGAUCAAAACGCUCGACGUGAGACCCUAGUGCGGCACUCACACACAUAACUCAGGAUGCCGAGUCUGAGCUGUAGGUUUUACCAGCAUAAGUUCCCUGAGGUGGAGGAUGUCGUGAUGGUGAAUGUGAGGUCCAUCGCUGAAAUGGGGGCCUAUGUCAGCUUGCUGGAGUACAACAAUAUUGAAGGCAUGAUUCUUCUGAGUGAGCUGUCCAGAAGGCGGAUCCGUUCUAUAAACAAACUCAUCCGAAUUGGCAGAAACGAAUGUGUGGUGGUCAUUCGAGUGGACAAAGAGAAAGGAUACAUUGAUUUGUCAAAAAGAAGAGUUUCUCCAGAGGAAGCAAUCAAAUGUGAAGACAAAUUCACCAAAUCCAAAACUGUUUACAGCAUCCUUCGUCACGUGGCGGAGGUGUUAGAAUACACCAAGGACGAGCAGCUGGAGAGCCUGUUCCAGAGGACUGCCUGGGUCUUUGAUGACAAGUACAGGAGGCCCGGAUACGGUGCCUAUGAUGCCUUUAAGCAUGCAGUCUCAGACCCAGCUAUUUUGGAUAGUUUAGAUUUGAAUGAAAAUGAACGGCGAGUACUCAUUGACAAUAUCAAUAGGCGUUUGACUCCACAGGCUGUUAAAAUCCGAGCAGGCAUUGAUGCUGUUAAAGAAGCUCUGAGAGCAGGCUUGAACUGCUCCACAGAAACCAUGCCCAUCAAGAUUAAUCUAAUAGCUCCUCCUCGAUACGUGAUGACUACAACCACCUUGGAGAGAACAGAAGGCCUCUCUGUCCUCAACCAGGCCAUGGCUGUGAUCAAAGAAAAGAUCGAAGAGAAGAGGGGCGUCUUCAAUGUCCAGAUGGAGCCCAAAGUGGUCACCGAUACAGAUGAGACCGAGCUUGCCAGGCAGCUCGAGAGGCUUGAGCGGGAAAAUGCGGAAGUGGACGGGGAUGACGAUGCUGAAGAAAUGGAAGCCAAAGCUGAAGAUUAACUGGGAAACCGAGUGCAACUUACUUCAGGACCACAACGCAGCCCUUCCUGGCUGGACUGUGCAAACCCUAGACUUGAAAGUUUUCCAGUAUUGAAAACUUCAAAGCCGACUAUUUUUUAUUUCCAAGUAUUUAAAUGCUCCAACAGACCAGAGCGUGAAGUGCCCUCCUAAGUGUCCGCUGGUUUCUCACAGCAGCUCCAACACAUCGAGUGCUUUUUACAAGGGAGUGGCCUAAUCUCAUGAGAGGCAACGAUCUUUCAGCCAAGAACAGUCCUGACAUCAUCAGGCCUGUGGUUUCCUUUUCUGACAUCUCCAGAUUGGCACCCUCUGUCGCUCAGUGCCUCCUGAGCCAGACUGAGGGCACCCAAAGCAAACAGUCCCAUCUUUCUACAAAAUGUAUUCAAGCAAACAUUAAAUAAAUUUCUGGGAUAUUUAA